Messenger RNA from Rotaria sp. Silwood2, 564 nucleotides. The record is from the annotation of a GenBank genome assembly. Lineage: Eukaryota; Metazoa; Rotifera; Eurotatoria; Philodinida; Philodinidae.
AUGGAAAAUCAGCUUAAAGUCUACCGACAUUCGUUACCGGUACGUCUAUAUCGUGGACAGUUAAUGGCGCUGGAAGAAUUACAAUUAUUAAAAAAAUCAGAAAAUCAGUUAAUUUCAAUGAAUUCCUUUCUUUCAACAACUAUGAAUCAUAAAGUCGCAAGUUUUUAUCUCGGUUCACCUGAUAGUGAAAGCGACUUGCAAAAAGUUUUAUUUGACAUCGAUGCCGAUCCAAAUCAAGAUGGUAUCAGAUCAUUUGCUGAUGUAUCAAAUAUGAGUGAGUACCCAGACGAUGAAGAAGUAUUAAUGAUGUUAGGAUCAGUCUUUCGUUUGAAUGGUGUUAAUAUGGAUGAUAAUAAAAUAUGGCGUCUUAAAAUGAGUUUAUGUAGUGAGAACGAUUGUGAUUUAAAAAAUAUUUUUCAUCAUAUGACAAAUCAAUAUAGCUUGAAGAAUACUAGAUUAACCUUAUUUGCAAGUGUUCUUAUUGAUAUGGCUAAUUUUGAUGAUGCUGAAAAAUAUUUACGUCGACUUUUGCAACAAAUGGUCAUUCAUUCUAUAGAUAUUUAG